CUCCCACACAAAAUGGCCGCCGAGCUCUCUCACCCGCUCAUCGUGGACGGCUGGUUCCGUGAGAUCUCUGAGCAAUGGCCUGGUCAGGCCAUGACGCUCCGCGUCAAGAAGGUCCUCCACGUCGAGAAGUCGCUCUACCAGGACGUCCUCGUCUUCGAGUCGACCGACCACGGCAACGUCCUCGUCCUCGACGGCGCCAUCCAGUGCGUCGAGCGUGACGAGUUCUCGUACCAGGAGAUGAUCGCGCACCUUCCUCUCGCGUCGCACCCGAACCCGGAGAAGGUCCUCGUCAUCGGUGGCGGCGACGGCGGCGUCCUGCGCGAGGUCCUCAAGCACCCGUCCGUCAAGUCGGCGACGCUGUGCGACAUCGACGAGGCCGUCCCGCGCGUGUCCAAGCUGUACCUCCCGCACAUGGCCGCCGGCUACGACGACCCGCGCGUCACGCUCUUCAUCGGCGAUGGCUUCAAGUUCCUCAACGACUACAAGAACGAGUUCGACGUCAUCAUCACCGACUCGUCCGACCCGGUCGGCCCGGCCAACUCGCUGUUCCAGAAGCCGUACUUCCAGCUCCUCAAGGAGUCGCUGCGCGCCGGCGGCACCAUCUCGACCCAGGGCGAGUGCAUCUGGCUCCACCUGCCCCUCAUCAACGACCUCAUGUCGAUGUCGCGCGGCCUGUUCGCCAAGGCCGAGUUUGGGUGGACCUCGAUCCCGACCUACCCGUCGGGCACGAUCGGGUUCGUCGUCGCGACGCUCGACGGCAACCGCGACCUGCGCACGCCCGUGCGCGACCUCCAGAACUGCCGCUACUGGUCCAAGGCCGUCCACAAGCAGGCGUUCACGCUCCCGACGUUCGCCCAGAAGGUCGUCGACCAGAGCCUGCAGAAGCCGGCGCCGGCCAACGCGUCGCCCAAGAAGGUCCUCCUCCUCGGCUCGGGCUUUGUCGCCCAGCCGGCGGCCGAGUACGUCCUGCGCCGCAGCGAGAACUCGCUCACGAUCGGCUGCCGCACGCUCGCGACGGCCCAGUCGUUUGCGUCGUCCCUGUCGCGCAAGUCGGACGCCAUCGCCGUCGACGCCGCCGACGAGAAGUCGCUCGACGCCGCCAUCUCGGCGCACGACCUCGUCAUCUCGCUCAUCCCGUACACCCAGCACGCCAACGUCAUCAAGAGCGCCAUCAAGUUCAAGAAGGACGUCGUCACGACGUCGUACGUGUCGCCGGCCAUGAAGGCGCUCCACGACGAGGCGGUCGCGGCCGGCAUCACGGUCCUCAACGAGAUCGGCCUCGACCCGGGUGUCGACCACCUGUACGCCGUCAAGACGAUCGACGAGGUGCACCGGGCGGGCGGCAAGAUCAAGGGCUUCGUGUCGUACUGCGGCGGCCUCCCCGCCCCGGCGUCGGCCGACAACCCUCUCGGCUACAAGUUCUCGUGGUCGUCGCGCGGUGUCCUUCUCGCGCUCGGCAACUCGGCCAAGCUCUACUCCAAGGGCGAGCUCGUCGAGGUCGAGGGCAAGGACCUCAUGAACCACGCCAAGCCGUACUACAUCAACCCGGCGUUCGCGUUCGUCGCCUACCCGAACCGCGACUCGACGCCGUUCCGCGAGUUCUACAACAUUCCCGAGGCCGACACGGUCGUCCGCGGCACGCUCCGGUACCAGGGCUUCCCCGAGUUCAUCAAGACGCUCGUCGACCUCGGGUUCCUCAACGAGUCGCCCGUCGACUUCCUCGCCAAGGACGGCGCCGUCGCCCCGACCUGGGCCGAGGUGACGCAGCGUGCGCUCGGCGCGUCGUCGUCGGACGAGCAGGCGCUCGUCGCCGCCGUCAAGGCCAAGGCGUCGUUCCCGUCCGAGGCCGAGGAGCAGCGCAUCGUGUCGGGCCUGCGCUGGAUCGGCCUCUUCUCGCAGGACAAGGUGACGCCGCGCGGCAACUUGCUCGACACGCUGUGCGCGACGCUCGAGGCCAAGAUGCAGUACGAGAAGGGCGAGCGCGACAUGGUCAUGCUCCAGCACAAGUUCGAGAUCGAGAACGCCGACGGCUCGACGGAGACCCGCACGUCGACCCUCCUCGACUACGGCGCGCCCAUCGGCACCGGCGACGCGUCGUCGAUGGCCAAGCUCGUCGGCGUCCCCUGCGGCAUCGCGACCCAGCUCGUCCUCGACGGCGUCAUCUCGCAGAAGGGCGUCCUCGCGCCGUACUCGAUGGACAUUGUCCAGCCCCUCCUCGACGGCGUCGAGGCCGAGGGCAUCACCAUGGUCGAGAAGACGCUCUAGAGUGCUCGAGCCGGCGGUUUCUUCCUUGGUCGUCGCGCAUCGGUGAAACGCACGGGUUGUAUUGAGUCUCGCU
Messenger RNA from Rhodotorula graminis WP1, 2338 nucleotides. RefSeq lists its product as uncharacterized. Bases 13 to 2265 code for a protein of 750 amino acids. Gene Ontology annotation, molecular function: saccharopine dehydrogenase activity. The record is from RefSeq and is a predicted model, not a curated record. NCBI's taxonomy places the organism in Eukaryota, Fungi, Basidiomycota, Microbotryomycetes, Sporidiobolales, Sporidiobolaceae. Gene Ontology annotation, cellular component: cytoplasm. The transcript is spliced from 7 exons.